This is a messenger RNA of Clarias gariepinus (North African catfish), 2734 nucleotides long. It is a transcript of the gene dhx32a, whose product is annotated as DEAH (Asp-Glu-Ala-His) box polypeptide 32a. The record is from RefSeq and is a predicted model, not a curated record. Lineage: Eukaryota; Metazoa; Chordata; Actinopteri; Siluriformes; Clariidae. The transcript is spliced from 11 exons. Gene Ontology annotation, cellular component: spliceosomal complex; intracellular anatomical structure. The annotation marks the transcript as partial. Gene Ontology annotation, molecular function: RNA binding.
AGUUAUCCAGCGGUCAGGUCUCCACGCGCGGUUGUUUGCGCCAUAACGCAGAGUGUGGAAAUGGAUCAGGAAACGAGUUCUUUGGACGGUUUGGAAAACGUCGGCUUCGGAGAUGAUCUGGAGCUAAACCAGUUUGAUGGUCUUCCAUACUCCACCCGGUAUUAUAACCUCCUGAAGGAGAGACAGCAGCUCCCCAUCUGGGCAUCGAGACAGGAGUUUCUGAAAGUCUUAGAAACCAAUCAGCUCGUCAUCAUCUCGUGUGCAACGAAAAGUGGCAAAAGUACACAGGUUCCGCAGUGGUGUGCAGAGUUCUGUCUGACGGCGCAGUAUCAGCAUGGUGUCGUGGUGUGUAGUCAGAUCCAGAAACAGCAGGCUGUUGAUUUGGCUCUGCGUGUAGCUGAUGAGAUGGACGUUAAUAUUGGCCAUGAGGUGGGUUACAACAUUCCACUGGAGAACUGCUGCUCCUCUGACACUAUUCUCAGGUACUGCACUGAUGAUAUCCUGCUAAGGGAGCUGAUGUCCGAUCCAUUCCUGGAGCACUAUGGUGCGGUCGUGAUUGAUCAGGCCCACGAGCGCACCGUGAGCACAGAUCUCCUGAUGGCUUUGCUUCGAGAGGUGCUCUUGCAGCGUUCAGAGCUUCGGGUAGUGCUCCUGUCCGUCAUGCCGGCCUCACACACACUCCUCACACACUUCAGUGGUGCGGCUCACCUGCACCUGGAGACACCGUGCUCGUCUGAAGUUCUCCACAGCAGCCGAGGCAGUACGGAAAGCUUCUGCGCAGCUCUGAGACUCGUCCUGGAGGUGCACAGGACCAAAGAGCCUGGAGACAUCGCUGUGUUCCUCGCCUCAGAACAGGAGGUCGACUGUGCCUGUAGACUUCUGACUAAAGAAGCAUCCAGGCUGAGCAGUAAUCUUGGAGAACUGGUGCCAGUGGCAGUGGGCCCAGGCCAUGCUGGAAUGUGUGUACAAAUCACACAGCAUGAAAAGAGAUUUAGGAGGGUCUUUUUAUCCUGCAGUCAAUUUGAAGAUAUGUUUUGGUCAGUGGAUACAGUCAAUUUCGUGAUUGACACUGGAGUCGAGAAGAGAUUUGUGUAUAACCCACGGUUAAGAGCCAGCUCUGAGGUGGUCAGACCCAUCAGUAGAUGUCGGGCUCAGAUCCGUAAACAGCUGGCUGGAUCAGAAGGAAAGUGUUUCUGCCUCUACCCCGAGGAGACGGAGCUCUGUGCUGAGAUUCCUGCACGGAUCCUCGAAGCGAACAUCACCUCGACGGCGCUCUUCCUCAAGAGGAUAGAGCUGGCUGGAAUCAGACGCUGCGAAUUCAUCAGCAGACCGGAUCCUGAAGGCCUAAUGCAAGCUUUAGAGGAGCUGGACUAUCUUGCAGCUUUGGAUGAUGAUGGAAACCUUUCCGAGAUCGGGAUCAUAAUGUCCGAGUUCCCCUUAGACCCUCAGAUGGCUAAAGCUCUGUUAGCAUCGUGCGAGUUUGAUUGUGCCAGCGAGGUGCUAACUAUUGCAGCCAUGUUAGCAGCUCCAAGUUGCUUUUUAGAGCCCCCUGUUGGCAUGGAAACAGAAGUGAUGCUGUGUCACAGGAAGUUGCAUCAUCCCGAGGGAGACCACUUUACUCUGAUUAACAUCUACAACACUUAUAAGCACAGCCAGAGAGAGCCAUAUUUCACACAGGAGCAGUGGUGUCAGGAUUACUUCCUAUGCUGCACAGCUCUACAGACUGCAGAUGCCGUAAGGGCUGAGCUGACUGACAUACUAAGGAGAUUGGAGCUCCCGAUCUCUGAGCCAGCCUUCGGCACCAAGUCCAACACCAUCAACGUCAAGCGAGCACUGAUGGCUGGGUUCUUCAUGCAGAUUGCUCGUGAUGUUGACGGCUCUGGAAACUAUUUCAUGCUGAGUAAUAAGCAUGUGGCGCAGCUUCACCAGCUUUCAGCUUAUGGGGCUAAAGCGUACAAACUUGGCCUGCCUGAGUGGGUGCUGUUUAAUGAGUUUACACUGACGAACAGCAACUGCAUCCAUACAGUCACACAAAUCUCCCCCGAGGUGUUCAUCCAAAUAGCACCGCAGUAUUUCUUCUACAACCUGCCCCCUAGUGAGUGUAAGGAGUUCCUGCAGCAUAUUCUGGAAACUGAGGUGGCUGGGAGUGAAAAGAGCAGACAGGACACGCAUCCUGUUAAUACAGACGCCCAGGAAGGACAGGAGUCACAGUCUUCUGACAGAUGUGUCAUACAGUAAAGUCAGUAUGCACACGCUGUGGUCUGGACUGGAAAGCUUGACCCGGGACAAUUAAUUAUGCCUGAUGGCGUUUCUAAAGCCCACUGCAGUCGUUGCUGUGAACAUUUAGCAAGCGGAACACCUGAUCCUUAAAAAUCGAUGGAUAACUUUUCUUAAACUUGUGGAAGACAUGCAUCUGUCUGAAUUGUACUCACAAUCAUUCACCAACACCACUUACACAUUACAAGAUCUCAGUUGAAGUUAUUGCCACAUUGAACAUACAAUCCUGACGUCACUUCAAGCCAUUUCCACAUGUUUGGGACAUUAAAGGAGUUCCUGGGAGGACAUCGUUUCAGACAUGGAUCAUGGCUCCGAUGUACUGAGGAAACUUUCUACUUAGAUGUAUCCAAGCGCUGAUGAAACACUGGGAUAAGUGCGUUAGUGAAACACUGGGAUAAGUGCGUUAGUGAAACAGGGGAUUAUUAAGAGCAAUAAAGGUUUUUUUUUUUCUCUCAGA